This is a messenger RNA of Babesia bigemina, 420 nucleotides long. Its product is annotated as UBIQUITIN-CONJUGATING ENZYME E2, putative. Gene Ontology annotation, biological process: protein K63-linked ubiquitination; DNA damage tolerance. Gene Ontology annotation, cellular component: nucleus. The coding region runs from base 1 to 420 and encodes 139 amino acids. The record is from RefSeq and is a predicted model, not a curated record. NCBI's taxonomy places the organism in Eukaryota, Apicomplexa, Aconoidasida, Piroplasmida, Babesiidae. The transcript is spliced from 4 exons.
AUGGACGAGAUUAAAGUUCCGAGGAGUUUCAAGCUGCUAGACGAGCUCGAGCGCGGCCAGAAGGGUUCCGUCAGCGAGUGGGUCUCCUUCGGGCUGGAGCGGCCGGACGACAUCACGCUGUCGAACUGGUCGUGCACCAUUCUGGGCUACCCAGGAACCGUGUUUGAGAACAGGAUCUACUGUCUCGAAGUGUACUGCGGCGAGCAAUACCCGGACGUGCCGCCGGUGGUCAAGUUCCUGACGCGCAUCAACCUGCCCGGAGUCGACCAAUUUGGCAACGUCAUGGCGAACUACUUCCCCGGGCUCAAGAACUGGAAGCGCACGAGCUCCAUCGAGGCCGUGCUGGUUGACAUCCGGCGCCACAUGGCAAUGCCAGCCAACAGGCGCCUGCCGCAACCCGAGGAAGGCGAUUGCUACUGA